CUCCAGAUAUGUCAAACUUAUCAUUCUCUCUGCAUCCUACUAAGGUGGUAACCCAUAAUUCAAUAAGCCAGAAUAACUCCAAAACCUCCAUACCUCUCCAUUCAACCCCUCAGCAUAUGGAAAAGACCAACAUAAAAGCUGAAAAGGGAGGCCAAGAAGAGCUAAACAAAGAACAGAUAAAUUACCACUUCUACAAAGAAUUCUGAAGGCUGACCAUUGCAAGAGACAUUUUGAAAUAGAGAAAUAGAGUCAUGAAAAUCUCAGAUUGAGGCAUUCAAAAAUAAAGAUAGCCAAGAAAAGCUUAUCGAGAGUAUCAAUAAUAUUUCAGAUAAUUGAAGUCAUAAAGAAAGAAGAAAAAGAAGAACAGCUGUAAAAUUGAGAGGAAAUAUAGAUGAAGAUAUAGAGGUUGUAAUAAAUCCUAUGGCUCAGAAGGAAGUCUCAACCAGCAUAUGAAAAAUAAGCAUCCAAAGUUCUAUCAAAAAUUCCUUGAGACUCUGAAUAUUAGUGAUAUUCCAAUCUAAAGUCCUAAGGAAUAUGAAUAUUUGUUUUCCUCCUCUGCUAGCAAGCCUCAAAAGAAAAGAAAUGAAAAAGAAGAAGAGAAAACUGAGGAAAAUCGUCCAUUACCAAAUUCUAAAAAUUUCCUUCACUCAGAAAGAAAAAUAAUAAAAAUUAGGAGGGAUGCGUGGCCCAGGGCCAUUAUCUCAACAGUUUAUUUAUUCUCUGCUAAUAUAAUUAUUGAAGUUUU
Molecule: messenger RNA, 745 nt
Organism: Moneuplotes crassus
Lineage: Eukaryota; Ciliophora; Spirotrichea; Euplotida; Euplotidae
Source: the annotation of a GenBank genome assembly